Ceratotherium simum simum (southern white rhinoceros) is the source of this 778-nucleotide messenger RNA. NCBI's taxonomy places the organism in Eukaryota, Metazoa, Chordata, Mammalia, Perissodactyla, Rhinocerotidae. The record is from RefSeq and is a predicted model, not a curated record.
AUGGCCGGGCUGCUGGUGCUGCUGGGCCCCGCGGGCAGGGCGGGCGCCCGGGUCCGGCCUCGCGCCGCCUGGCUCCUCAGCGCCGCCGCCCCUUGCUCCCCGCCGCCCCUGUUCCUGCCGCUGCUCCGGCCCGGGCCAGACGCCCCGCUGGUGCGCGCUGCCGGCGGGGACGGCCGCGGCCGCCAGAGAGGGUCUGCCCGAGUCCUGAGGAUUGGAGGGCUGAGGGUGGACCACCAGGGCUGGGGGCGCUGGUGGCUCAGGGGACAGAAUGGACACAGCGGGGGCCUGGCAGAGUGUCUCCCUUCUUUGGUUUGUGCACAGGACCCCAGCAGAAUCACUGGAACAGCAGGCAGCGAUGUCAGCAGAGCAGAGGAGAAAAAGCAAAGCAAAUCGCAGCAGCUGAAAAAGGUUUUUCAAGAAUAUGGCGCCGUUGGCGUGUCCCUGCACAUUGGAAUCUCGCUAAUCUCCUUGGGCAUAUUUUACAUGGUUGUUUCAAGUGGUGUGGACAUGUCUGCAGUCCUGCUUCAACUCGGAUUUAAAGAGUCACUGGUCCAGUCAAAAAUGGCGGCGGGCACAGGUACCUUCGUGGUGGCUUACGCCAUCCACAAGCUGUUUGCGCCAGUGAGGAUCAGUAUUACCUUAGUUUCUGUGCCCUUCGUUGUCAGAUAUUUUCGGAAAGUGGGGUUUUUUAAACCUCCAGCUGCAAAGCCUUGAUGUACUCUUCAAUUGUGGGCCUGAAAACCUAUUUCUUUUAAAUUACACAUUUCAGAUUGGUUUU